Molecule: messenger RNA, 3096 nt
Organism: Striga asiatica
Lineage: Eukaryota; Viridiplantae; Streptophyta; Magnoliopsida; Lamiales; Orobanchaceae
Source: the annotation of a GenBank genome assembly
GAGGACGAGGACGAAUGCGAAGGUGGUCGGUGGAAAUCCGGAUGGGCGGCCUCGGUUCGGCUUGAAAGGUUUGGGCACCGUCGGAUCAGAGGAGCAGCGUCUAAAGGUAUCGGCGGCUUGUUAACCGGAGGUCGACAAUUUAACCACAUGAACAAUCCAAAGGCUGUGAACCAAUGGAAUAGGACCGUUAAGAGAUUGUAUUCUACACAUAGAAAAUACGGCAUGAAUGCCAUAGACGCCUAUGCCAUCAAAACAGCGUUCAACCUAGAGACGAGCCGCCACAAUAACCAGCUCCAAGAUUUACUUAAAAGGAACCAAAUUUCUGAGGCAAGCGAACUGUUCGACCGAAUGCCCCAAAGAAACACUUUGUCAUUUAACAUCAUGAUUUCCUGCCACCUCAAGUUAGGCGACCUCUUUCAUGCCAGGGAGCUUUUUAACAGCAUGUCAGACCGGACUGCGAUUACUUGGACGACACUAAUCGGUGGGUACGCACAGAACAAUCAGCCCAGAGAGGCUUUUAGCCUUUUUGUCGAAAUGCUGAGGACAGAUGUGAGGCCCGAUUCGGUCACGUUUACAACCGUCUUGUCGGGCUGUGAUGAGACGAUUACGAAAAGGGAUGUGAGCCAAGUCCAUGCCCAGGUUGCCAAGCUUGGGGUCAGAGCAGACCUGUCACUCUGCAACACCUUGCUCGAUUCCUACUGCAAGUCCCAGAGUCUUGACUUGGCUUUUGACUUCUUUAUGGAGAUGGGCCUGCGAGACACCAUCACUUUCAACACGAUGAUCACAGGCUUCUCGAGAGAAGGUGCAAUUGGCGAUGCAGUAAAAUUCUUCUCGGGGAUGCAGAGUUACGGUUUUAGACCCACUAAUUUCACCUUUGCCGCACUUUUACGGGCGUGUGCCGAUCUAAAUGACACCGCCCUCGGGUUGCUGAUCCACGGGCUGGUCAUCAAGGCCAAUGUUAUCCAGGACGUGUUUGUUUGCAACGCGCUUCUUGAUUUUUACUCCAAGCAUGAUUUCGUUGAGGAUAUGAGAACAUUGUUCGACCAGAUGCCAGUGUUGGAUGGUGUCUCGUACAACAUUCUUAUAACGAGUUAUGCUAAAAACGCGCAGCUCAAUGAAUCACUCUAUCUCUUCAAACAAUUGCGGCUGACCAAUUUUAGCCGGAGGGAUUUUCCUUUUGCGACCAUGCUGAGUGUAGCUGCAAACAAGCAGGAUAUCAAGAUGGGAAGGCAGUUACACGCGCAGGCUCUCGUUACGAAUGCAGAUUCAGAAACCCAAGUGGCGAACGCCUUAGUCGACAUGUACGGAAAAUGCGGAAAGUUCGAGCAGGCCAAUACUUUAUUCAGGAGUUUGGCAUACACGGGCACCAUCCCUUGGACGGUCAUAAUUUCGGCCUACGUCCACCAUGGCCUCGAUCCCAAGGCCCUCGACUUGUUCAACGAGAUGCGCAGAGCCGACAUCCAUGCGGACCAAUCGACUUUUGCGAGCAUAUUGAACGCCUCGGCAAACUUGGCCUUGAUUUCGUUGGGAAAGCAACUGCACGCACGUCUGAUAACUGCUCGAUUCGAGUCCAACGUUUAUUGCGCGAGUGCCCUCUUGGACAUGUACGCGAAAUGCGGAUCGUUGAGAGACUCGGUCGCGAUUUUCGAAAGCAUGCCCGAGAGGAACAGCAUCACGUGGAACGCGAUGAUCUCGGCGUACGCGAAGGAUGGGGAUGCCGAGGCCACUUUUCGCUUGUUUGAUGAGAUGGCGAGUUUGGGCUUCAGGCCCGACCACGUCAGCUUCCUCUCGGUGUUAACCGCUUGCAGCCAUAACGGGCGAGUGGACGAGGCCCUUCGCUAUUUCGACACGAUGACUCGGACUUGUGGGCUCGUCCCGCGAAGGGACCACUACGCGUCCCUGGUGGACGUACUCUGCCGGAGGGGCCGGUUUGCAGAGGCCGAGGACUGGAUGGAGCGGAUGCCCUUCGAGCCCGACGAGAUCAUGUGGUCUUCGGUUUUGAACUCGUGCAGGAUCCACAAAAAUCUGGAGUUUGCAAAAAGAGCUGCCCGUGAGCUUUUCGAGCUCGACGGGCUCAGGGACGCCGCAGCUUACGUCACGAUGUCGAAUAUUUACGCGGAGGCCGGGGACUGGGAUGACGUGGCGAAGGUCAAGAAGGCCAUGCGUGAGCGUGGGGUCCGCAAGGUGCCGGCCAACAGCUGGGUUGAGGUGGAUCGCGAGGUGCACGUGUUUUCAGUUAAUGACAGGUCCCACCCGUUGAGUAAGGAGAUUAGGAGGAAGAUAGAUGAGCUGGCGGAGAGGAUGGAAGCAGAAGGGUACCAGCCGGAUGUGAGCUGUGCCUUACAGAAAGUGGACGACGUGGCAAAAGCUGAGUCGCUCAAGUACCAUAGUGAGAGGUUGGCGAUUGCUUUUGCUCUUAUUAAGACUAAAGAGAGUUUGCCGAUAGUGGUGAUGAAGAAUUUGAGGGCGUGCGUGGAUUGCCAUGCUGCUAUUAAGGUGAUCUCGAGGAUUGUGGGUAGGGAGAUUACGGUGAGGGAUUCGAGUAGGUUUCAUCGGUUUAAGGAUGGGUCGUGCUUUAUUUUAUGCGGGUUGGAUUGUGAGACUGAGCUGGAAUUCAUUUUAGGGGUCGUGUUUCUUAUGGCUGUCCAGGACUUACGUAGGCAUUCGUUCAAAUGACGUUCAGAUAUAGAACCCAGAAAACUGCUGCGAACUGUACAGUUUUCCUCACAAUUUUGUGGUGGUACGUGUAACGCCCCAUUUUAUGAAUAAGAGUAAGAGCAUUUGCACUUCGUACUGAGCCCUCGCCGUCCGGUACCCGCGUUCGUUCACACAGCACGUUCGUACUGAGCCCUUGCCGUGAAGCUGCAUUGAGGCUCGACGUCUGGUGCUCGCCGUUCGUACCAGGCUGUGUUCGCACGUAACCCGUCCCCCUCAGCCCUCGUCUGUGAGAUUCUCACCCUCUUUUGGUAGUACUUAUUCUCUUCUGUUGCUGUUGCUGUUGCUGUUUUAUAUGAAGAAGCCUAUGUUUUGCAUAUGUGGAGAUUUAAGAUGAAUCCUGUCCAUUGCAAAUGGGGCUGGAAGAGUCAUUGUUGACAA